AUGAGCAACGACACCACCACCGAGACACCCGCCCUCUGCCACUCAUCCGCCAGCCUCAGCUUUCGUUCGAGCUUUCGGCAGGCUCACCAGAGCAUGAAGCAACGCUCCGCAGGUCAGACUUUUCGGCUCGUGGGUACCGCGACUUCAACAUGGUGCAUGGGCGUGAAUAAUUUGCAUUACCGUCUGGAUGAGGUGAAUCCGGUGGGACUCGGGCGGAAAUCGCGGCAGAUUUUCGACGAGGUGUGGCGGAAGUUCUCAGGGUUAGGGCAAAUUUCGCGGACAACACGGACGGACGACGACGAGGCGGCGCUUCUCAUUAGGGAGGGCGGGCCAAUGUGCGAGUUCGCAGUUCCGGGGGCGCAGAACACAACCGUGCUGGUGGUCGGAGCCACCAGCCGAGUCGGCCGGAUUGUGGUUCGGAAGCUUAUGCUCAGGGGUUAUACAGUCAAGGCUUUAGUACGUAAAGCUGAUGAAGAUGUGGUGAACAUGCUGCCAACGUCGGUUGAGAUUCUAAUGGGAGAUGUUGGAGAGCCUUCAACUCUCAAGACAGCUAUGGAGGGCUGCAAUAAGAUUAUCUAUUGCGCGACAGCUCGCUCGUCAAUCACCGGGGAUCUCAACAGAGUCGACCAUCUUGGCGUUUAUAAUCUUACCAAAGCAUUUCAGGACUAUAACAAUAAGCUUGCGCAACUGCGUGCUGGGAAAAGCAGCAAAAGUAAGCUUUUGAUUGCGAAGUUCAAGUCUGAAGAUGCACUGAAUGGAUGGGAGGUCCGUCAAGGAACUUAUUUUCAGGAUGCUGCUGCCACCAAGUAUGAUGAAGGAAUGGAUGCUACAUUCGAGUUCACCGAAAGUGGAGAUGCAGUCUUCUCAGGAUAUGUUUUUACUAGAGGAGGCUACGUUGAACUAUCAAAGAAGAUUUCACUUCCUUUGGGCUAUACCCUCGACAGGUACGAGGGUCUAGUGUUCUCUGUUGGUGGAAAUGGUAGAUCGUAUGUAGUAAUUCUUGAAGCGGGUCCAUUGGCCGACACUUCACAAAGUAAAAUGUACUUUUCCAGGAUAAGCACAAAAGCUGGGUUUUGCAGGGUAAGGGUGCCAUUUUCAGCUUUUAGACCUGUGAAGCCAGAAGAUCCUCCACUAGAUCCAUUCCUUGUACAUACCUUGACUAUCCGAUUUGAGCCCAGGCGACUGAGACCAACCGAGGGACCUGUUGGCGGAAAACAAGACUUGAGAAGCUUCCAAUUAAUUUUGGAAUAUAUCAAAGCUUUGCCUACUGGGCAAGAAACGGAUUUCAUCUUAGUUUCAUGUACGGGAGCAGGAAUAGAGCCUACCAGAAGGGAGCAGGUUUUGAAGGCUAAGAAGGCUGGAGAAGAAUCACUGAAAAAAUCAGGCCUUGGGUACACAAUUAUUCGUCCUGGCCCCCUGGUGGAAGAACCAGGUGGCCAGCGAGCUCUGGUUUUCGACCAAGGAAACCGAAUAACUCAGGGAAUAAGCUGUGCAGAUGUUGCUGAUAUAUGCGUCAAAGCAUUGCAUGAUGCAACAGCCAGAAAUAAGAGUUUUGACGUGUGUUACGAGUAUGUAGCCGAACCUGGAAAGGAGCUGUACGAGCUGGUGGCUCACUUACCUGACAAAGCAAACAAUUAUCUGACUCCGGCCCUCUCGGUUCUUGAGAAGAAUACGUGA
Striga hermonthica is the source of this 1677-nucleotide messenger RNA. NCBI's taxonomy places the organism in Eukaryota, Viridiplantae, Streptophyta, Magnoliopsida, Lamiales, Orobanchaceae. The record is from the annotation of a GenBank genome assembly.